UAACUUUUAACCAUAUAAUCAUUGUACCUGAAACCAAAAAUUCCAAGAUAUCAACUCUCUUUGGUCACAAAAAAAAAAAAAAAUUGCUCUCUCAUGGAUUUCUCUGCUGUUUCUUCUGCCCUCAAAGCAAUCGGCGAGCUAACUCAAGAAGUCACAUCCUUGUGGGGCGUCGAUGAACAAGUUGAGGGCCUAGCAAGUGAGCUGAGAUGGAUGCAAAGCUUCUUGAAAGUGGCAGACGCAAGAAAAGUUGAUCAUGAGGUGAUACGUACCAGCGUUGUUGAGAUCAGAGAGUUGGCCUACGAUGCUGAAGAUGUGAUCGAGAUGUUUGCCCUCAAAGUUGCUUCCAAAAGGAAAGGCGGAUUUUCAAAUUGCAUCAAAAGAUCCGCUUGUUUCCUUAAGGAGGGAUGCCUCCUCCACCAGAUCAAGUCAGAGAUAGAGAAAAUCACAGCCAGAAUCGAAGUAUUGACUCGACAAUUGAAGACGUAUGAUGUAUCAAAGUUAGGUGUUGAUGGAGAAGGACCAAGUUCUUCAACUGAAAGGCGGGAGGCAAGGCGGCCUUAUCCUCAUGUUAUGGAUGAUAACGUUGUUGGAUUGGAUAAGGAUAUUGAGAAACUGGUCUCAGUUCUUGUCGAUGAGGAAAGCGAAUGCAAGGUUCUCUCCAUAUGUGGCAUGGGUGGUCUGGGAAAGACCACUCUUGCCAAGAAAAUAUAUCGUCAAAGCCAAGUUGUUGGUCAUUUCGAGCACUUGGCUUGGGCAUUUGUUUCUCAAAACUGUCAAAUAAGAAAAAUUUGGGAAGACAUUCUAUCUGAUCUCAACAUCUUAACAGAAGUUGACAAGAAGAUGAAGGUUGAAAAAUUAGCAGUGAAGUUAUCUAGUUUCUUGGAGGAAAACAAAUGUUUGGUGAUACUCGAUGAUAUCUGGAACACCAAAGCUUGGGAUAGCUUAAAACCAGCAUUUUCAGCAAGAGAGACGAAAAGCAAGAUCUUACUCACCUCUCGGAACAAGGAGAUAGUUGCACACGCCGACAAAAAUGGUUUCUUCUAUGAGUUGCAGGAACUAGACUACAAUCAGAGCUGGGAACUAUUUCAAAAGAUUGCCUUCCCCCAAUCAAAUUCUCUAGGCUAUAAAAUUGAUGCGAAAAUGAAGGAGUUGGGAGAGGACAUCGUUAAACACUGUGCAGGGCUUCCAUUAGCCAUCAUUAUAUUGGGAGGAAUUUUGGCUACAAAGUAUCCUUCAUUAACUGAAUGGCUGAAGGUAUCUGCAAAUGUGAAAUCAUACUUGAAUAACGAUAAAGGUGAAGUACUAAGAGAUGUGUUGGCAUUAAGUUAUGAUGAUUUGCCUCCCUAUUUAAGACCAUGUUUUCUUUAUUUAAGCCACUAUCCGGAAGAUUAUGAGAUACCUGCGGAUAGAUUGAUUCAGUUAUGGGUUGCCGAAGGUAUUGUUUCAUCAAAGCAAGAAGAAGGAGAUGAAGGGCAAAAAGCGGAAGAUGUGGCUGAAGGUCAUUUGCUGGAGCUUGCAGAAAGAUGUAUGAUUCAAGUACGAGAAAGAGACAUUGCAACCUUAAAGAUAAGAAGUUUUCAGAUGCAUGAUCUAAUGAGAGAUGUUUGCUUGUCCAAGGCAAAACAACAAAAAUUCCUCUAUAUUGCAGAUCAGUCAAAUGUGUGCCAGUUAUCCACUAUUGGGAGGGUUCGCAGAGUUUCUGCACACAAAUUUUUUUGGAUACAGUGCAUUAAAAGUCCACACCUUCGAUCACUUUUGUUCUUUGAUAAGUUUUUACUGAGGGAGGAAGAGAAAAAGGUUUUGCCAUUCCAAAGCUACACCAACAACCGCAGAUCAGAAGAAAGUUUCAAUGCACUGGAUUGCUUUGUUGCAGUUUUAAUAGGUAUUGUGAUAGUUACUAAAAGGAGGGGAAUUUGGAAAUAUAUGUUCAAUAAUUUUAAUUUUCUUAGAGUCUUAGAUUACGAAAGUGGAGGAGAAGCAGGAUGCAUGUUACCCAAUGACAUUGGUAAACUCAUCCAUUUAAGAUUCUUGAGACUAAGGGAUUUGGAAUUCAUGAGUGCAAAGUUGCCAUCAUCUCUAGGCAACUUAAGGUGCUUGCAAACAUUGGAUUUAAGAAUAGAAGGCAGAUGCUCAGACUCUAUGCAUGUACCUAACGUGUUAUGGAGGAUGCAGCAACUAAGGCAUCUAUAUCUCCCCGAGGAAUGUAAUCGUAAAACAAAGUUGAAGCUGGGUACAUUGAGAAGCCUCCAAACACUUGUCAACUUCAACACCAAGAGUUGUUAUAUAAAGGAUCUUAUCAACAUGACUAAUAUUAGAGAGUUGGAAAUUCGAGGGCCCUUCAAUAUUGAAGAUUUUAACACGGAGGAGUUGGGCAAGAAUCCACUCAUCGUCCAAAGUAAAUAUCUUCAUUCCUUGUCUAUCAUCAAUUAUGAAGAAGGAAUAGAUCCAAGACAUUUGGCACACCUCCUUUCAAGUUGUGAUAGCAUUUCUAAGUUGAGCUUAGAUGCGGAGAUAAGAAGGUUACCAGAGUACCACUACUUGUCUUCAAAUCUCGCUUACAUAAAGUUGAGAAGGUGUAUGCUUGAGGAAGAUCCAAUGCCAACACUUGCGAAACUGCCUUACCUAAGUAUGCUUGAAUUACAUGAAGAGGCUUUCAUAGGAAAGGAAAUGUUUUGCUGUGGACAAGCUUUUGCUAAACUUGAGUCUCUAAGCCUUAAGAAGCUGAACUUUCUGGAGGAGUGGAAGGUGAGUGAAGGAGCCAUGCCUUGUCUUCGGCGAUUGGAGAUACAAAGAUGCAGACAGCUAAAAAAGCUUCCAGAUGGACUGAGGUUCAUUGCAACCCUCCAAGAACUGAAGGUUGUUACAAAGAUAAAGACAUUCAAGGAUAAAGUGGAAGAAGGGGGAGAAGAUUUCUACAAAGUCCGACAUGUUCCUUCUAUCAUAUUGCAAUACACUUUAUGGUAGUGAUUAUGAUUAAUGCCAGGUAUUGAAGCCCUUGCCAUUUUUUUUUAUUCUGUUGCUUCUCUUCAUGGGACCAAAUAUAUGUAAAAAAAGUUGUAACAGUACUGUGUGAAAUUGUGUACGUGGUGUGAACUUUUUUGUAUUGUAAAAUUAGAGAUUUGAAGUUGUCUUGUAUUUUCUAUUCGCUAGAGAUUGGGUGUUUUUUUUUUUUUGUUAUAAAUUUCAAAAUUGUAAGGUGCAAAAUUAUGAAA
This is a messenger RNA of Gossypium raimondii (Peruvian cotton), 3212 nucleotides long. RefSeq names its product probable disease resistance protein At1g58602. The record is from RefSeq and is a predicted model, not a curated record. Gene Ontology annotation, molecular function: ADP binding. Lineage: Eukaryota; Viridiplantae; Streptophyta; Magnoliopsida; Malvales; Malvaceae. The coding region runs from base 94 to 2964 and encodes 956 amino acids. The transcript is spliced from 3 exons. Gene Ontology annotation, biological process: defense response to other organism.